This is a messenger RNA of Dentiscutata heterogama, 324 nucleotides long. NCBI's taxonomy places the organism in Eukaryota, Fungi, Glomeromycota, Glomeromycetes, Diversisporales, Gigasporaceae. The record is from the annotation of a GenBank genome assembly.
GAAAUGUGGGAUCAGGAAAAACAUCAUCUUCGCACGUUCGAUGAAAUGAUCCCUCGCUAUAGGGUGAGGCCUACUUUGUUGCGUCCAGUUUGGGAAGCGGCGGGUUUUAUUCUCGGUGUUAGCACUGCACUUAUGGGUAAAGAGGCAGCCAUGGCUUGUACUGAAGCAGUUGAAACUGUAAUUGGAGAACAUUAUAAUGAUCAGUUGCGAGAUUUACUACAUAUCGAAAAUGUAGAUGUUGAAGAUUUGAAAAAGAUAAUCAAAGAAUUCCGUGAUGAUGAAUUGCAUCAUCUAGAUACCGCAGUGGAUUACGAAUCACAAAAG